UAUAUUCUAUUGGACUCAUCAGGUCACACCAAACACAUGACGUGUGUCAUCUCUCUGAGGAUAGAGUUUAUAAACUGAUGCUUUACUGGAUCUCUGGUUGUUCAUGCUGAGACAUAGCAGACACAAGAUAUUUAUUCAUUUUACAUGUACAGUAAGACUAAGGUUACAGUACAGUGUGGUAUACAGUAAGACUAAUGUAAGACAUUGGGCUAAAUCAUGUGUAAAAUAUAUUAGAAUUAACAUUAUUGAACUGCAAGUUAAUAAGUUUCUGCUACUGUAGAUUACUGAUGCCAUGGAUUUUGCAUGACGUUAUUACUUGUGUAUAUGUAUUUGCAGUGAGAGCCUUCCUGUGCUUGUUGUGUCAAGGGAUCUUUGGAGCCAUGGCAGAAAACAGUAGCACUCGGAUCACUGAAUUCUUCCUGCUUGGAAUUCCAGGAGUCCAUUCACAGUAUAAUGGAGCUUUAGGGAGUUUUUUACUUUUUGUCUAUCUAGUACUGGCCAGCGGAAACAUUUUGAUCAUUUCAUUUAUUGCAUAUGAAAAAAGUCUUCAUAAACCCAGUUAUUUUAUCUUUUGUAACCUCGCUGUAUCUGAUCUUGCUUUUGGAACCCUCACGCUGCCCAAAGUGGUAGCCAAAUAUCUAGCCAAAAAUGAGCAUGUAGAAUUUUACUCGUGUUUUGUGCAAAUGUAUAUCGUUCAUCAUUUAGGUACGAUGAAUUCAUUUUUGAUGUUAUUAAUGGCCAUCGAUCGGUUUGUUGCCAUAUGCAACCCCCUUAGAUAUCCUGCUAUUAUAACCAACCAAUCUAUUUCAUUCGCAUGUGUUGGAUUCUGGGUAGUUAUUUUUGGCUGGUUACCUCUGUUUACUUAUCAAACUGCAAAACUUUCCUUUUGUGCUUCAGAUGUAAUAUUUCAAUGUUUCUGUGAUUUCAAUUCAUUAGUAAGAAUCGGGUGCGGGGAGAAAAGCGAGCUAAGGAGAAAUGCGUUCGCAAUGGCCAUGUUUACCCUUUUGGGCCCUUUAAUGUUCAUCAUCUUUUCUUAUAUUGCCAUUAUUAUAUCUGUUUUUAAAAUCUCAAGCAUUCAGGCUCGAUAUAAAACAUUUUCGACAUGCAGUCCUCAGCUUUUUAUCAUAUGCCUUUACUAUCUCCCCAGAUGUACUGUGUAUAUUUGUGAUUUAACCGCUGAAAUGCCUAUGGCCGUUCGGGUAAUGCUUGUUAUGUGGUACAGUCUGCUUCCUCCUGUUGUUAAUCCAAUGAUAUACUGCUUCAGAACCCAGGAAAUUAAGGCUGUUUUAAUGAAAAGAAUUAGAGGUAAAAAAGUUCAAAUUAACUUAAAGACAUUUGCGAGCUAA
Paramisgurnus dabryanus is the source of this 1346-nucleotide messenger RNA. Its product is annotated as olfactory receptor 1500-like. The record is from RefSeq and is a predicted model, not a curated record. Gene Ontology annotation, cellular component: membrane. NCBI's taxonomy places the organism in Eukaryota, Metazoa, Chordata, Actinopteri, Cypriniformes, Cobitidae. Gene Ontology annotation, biological process: G protein-coupled receptor signaling pathway. Gene Ontology annotation, molecular function: olfactory receptor activity; G protein-coupled receptor activity.